CAGAGGGAGUAACGAGAUGCUGAGACGGAAACCUACUAAAAUCCAAGUUAAAGUCGAAGACAAAGAAGAACUCGAAGAAGCCCGCAAACGCGCCGCCGCCGCCGCCGCCUCCUCCUCCACCGCCACAUCCUCUCUCCUCCAGCACUUCGACCGCUCUUCCCUCGAUCCCUCUUCCAAAUCCCACCGCAUCGGCCUCUCCUAACCCCCAAAAUCACACCCAAAAAAAAAGUUAAAAAAAAAAAAAAAAAAAAAUCAAUUCAAUAUCAAAUCAGCAAAAAAAACGGGGCUUUUAUCAAGAUUGAUAAUGGAGGUAGAAGUGAAGCUCCGAUUACCAAACAAAGCCGCCCACCACAAGCUCACCUCCCUCCUCUCCCCAUUCCACACCGCCACCCACCACCAGCACAACACCUUCUUCGACGGCGCCGCCGCCGAGCUCAGCUCGCAGCGAGCCGUGCUCCGCCUCCGCUUCCACGAGGAAACCGCCCACCCGAAAUGCUUCGUCUCCCUGAAGGCGAAGGCCGUCCUGGCCAACGGCGUCAGCCGCGUGGAGGAGGACGAGGAGGAGGUGGACCCCACAAUCGGAAGAUCGUGCCUCGACGAACCCCGGAAGCUGAUGGGCGAGGAUUCUUCUAGGGUUUUGAAGAGGGUGAGGGAUGAAUUUGGUGUCGAGGGUUUCGUUGGGUUGGGUGGGUUUAGAAAUGUGAGGAGUGUGUAUGAAUGGAAUGGUGUGAAGUUGGAGGUCGACGAGGUUAAGUACGAAUUCGGGGAUAUGUACGAGGUCGAGUGCGAGAGCACCGAGCCCGAGAAGGUCAAGAAGAUGAUCGAACAGUUCUUUAACGAAAACGGGAUCGACUACUCCGAUUCCGUAAUGUCCAAAUUCGCCAUUUUUCGCGCCGGGAAAUUGCCCUCUUCUUAGUAAGUUAUUCGGCGAAGGAUGAAAAUCGAGGAGCAGAGUAAUAAUAAGCAAAGAAUUGUCGCUACUGCUGCUGAUGCUUCAGCAACUGUGAGGGCUUCUUGUUUGCCAAUAAAGUGUUGUUCUCGGAGUUCAAAACUUAAUAUGUGAAAAUGAUGUCUCCUUGUUUUGAUUGUAAUUCGUGGUUUAGUUGUGUGGUUUGUUCGUGUUUUCAGCCGCAUCCGGUAGCGUAAUUGACUGCCCGAUAAUUGACUCCCCGAUUCUGCCAUAAUAUAAAACAAAGCUUGUGCUUAAGUAGACUUUCUUGCUACCAAUAUAACUUUUUACAAUUGUUUUCCAAGCCUCGUUUAGUUGCUGAGAUAAGAUUGUGCAGUAUUA
Molecule: messenger RNA, 1291 nt
Organism: Erythranthe guttata (spotted monkey flower)
Lineage: Eukaryota; Viridiplantae; Streptophyta; Magnoliopsida; Lamiales; Phrymaceae
Product: adenylate cyclase
Source: RefSeq, a predicted model, not a curated record